This is a messenger RNA of Poecilia reticulata (guppy), 3671 nucleotides long. Its product is annotated as para-nitrobenzyl esterase. NCBI's taxonomy places the organism in Eukaryota, Metazoa, Chordata, Actinopteri, Cyprinodontiformes, Poeciliidae. The record is from RefSeq and is a predicted model, not a curated record.
UGCGCAUGCGCACUUGGCCCGUUCAAAACUGCGUCAACUUAAGAUUUUGACAGCUAAACUUUCUAAAGAUUUGGGAAGUUUCAGGACAUGAGCGAAGAUGGAUGAGGACGAUGCAUUCGAGGUCCCGCAGAGGAACGAGUACCGCUACCUGGUGCAGGAGGAUGAGGAGGACGAGGUGCAGUACGUCCGGCGCCGGCACUACAUCAGCCCCUUCCUGGUUCUGUCCAAACGCUGCAUCUUCCUGAUCUGCGUCGGCGUGGUCGCCCUGCUGGCGCUCGCCGCCUACCUGGGCUACGUGGCGCAGACGCUGCCGCCGGGACGCGCCCAGGUGUCGACGGACUGCGGCGAGUUCAGAGGAAAACACGAAAAUGGCGCCUACUCCUUUAAGGGCAUUCCCUUCGCCGCUCCGCCGGUCGGCGAGCGGCGCUGGGCUCCUCCGUCCGACCCGCCGUGUAAGCCGGGCGUGACGGACGCCACGCGCUUCCGCAGCGUUUGCUCUCAGAAGCAGCCGAUGUCGAGCGCGGGGAAGACGAUCGGCCAGGAGGACUGCCUGUUCGUCAAUGUGUGGACGCCCACGCUGCGGCCGGACGCCGCGCUGCCCGUCAUGGUCUGGAUCCACGGAGGAUCCCUGCAGACGCUCAGCGGCGGCGAGCCCGGAUACUCGCCCACGGAGAAGCUGGCCGCCGAAACUCAGCUGGUUUACGUCAGCUUCAACUACAGGCUCAACGCUUUCGGCUUCCUGGCUCUGGAGGUGUUGAGAGAAGGUUCUCCAAAAAACACGUCAGGGAACUACGGUUUCCUGGACCAGAUCGCGGCGCUGAAGUGGGUCCAGAGGAACAUCCGUGGGUUUGGAGGAGAUCCUGGACGAGUCACGAUAUUUGGGCACAGCUCAGGCGGGACUUCGGUGUGGACCUUGAUGACGUCACCGCUGGCCAAAGGUCUGUUUCACGCCGCCGUGGAUAUGAGCGGCUCGUACGUACUGAACGCGGCGCUGGAAAAAGCCGAAUCGGACAACCUGGUGUUCCUAAAGAAGACGGGCUGCACAGACCUGGCCUGCCUGCGACGUCUGACCAUGAGCCAGGUGCUGCAGGCCAUCCCAUGGGACGAUUACCCAUCCUGGGCCGGAAGUGAUCUGACCGACCUGCCCACCAGGGGGCGCUUCAUCGGGCCGGUCGCCGUGGUGGACGGAUUCGUCCUGGAAUCUCCUCCUUUUGAGGUUUGGGAGAAAAAGCUAAACUUCAGUGACGUGCCGUUUGUCGUCGGGACGACGGAGCAGGAGGCAGACUUCAGCCCUCCAGCUGUGAACAUCUCUGAGUGGACCUGGGGGGACUACCGCUGGUUUGUAACAGAAAAGCUCCAGACCUUCGGUCCGGGUCUCCCUAAAGACGCUCUGGACCUGUACCCGCCCUCGGCCCCCUGUCCCACCACAGACCGCUGUCCGGAGAGGGCCUUCACCACCAUGGUGUCUGACAUCAGGGUCACCUGUCCCAACAACGACCUGGCCAGGAGGGCCGCAGCGGCUCUCAGCUCUCCGGUGUAUCGGUACGUUGUGACCCACACGCCCUCCGGACCCGUCAACACGUCCAGCAGCCUGCUGCCGUUUCCCAGCCGCUUCUCCUUCCACUGCCUGGAUGUUGUGGCGUUCUUUGGAGGACUGGACCGCUUCCUGGCCAAACCUCUGUCUCCUCAGGACCGCAGCUUCCAGCAGCUCUACACUCACCACCUGGUCAACUUCGCCAAAACAGGGAGGAUGGAGGCGGCGUGGCCAGAGUUCCCAUCAGCCAUUGCUCUGCUGUCGGAGAAGCUGGAGGUGAAGAACCACUCGUCCACUCGCUGUGAGCUGUGGGAGAAGAACGGCCUGUUCGCCUACGCCUGGAUGAACUGAGCUGCUGGUUCCACCCCCUCAUCCUGCUGCUGUAACGUUCUCCACCCUAACAGACGUUUUUCAGCUUAAAUUCCUUUUGGUGUGAUUUUAUGAACCAGUUCAGCUGGUGGUAGUUCAACAGUCCAACCGGAUCUGUUGGGAGUUUGAAAAACCAUGAUGGAUGUUUCUGGGUGAAUUCAUGCUUCGGUCUGCCUGAUGGAGCUGAAGACCAAAGAAAAUGAGAGAAUUCAGGUGGAGAAGUUUAAGAUGGUAACAGAAAUAAUAAGAAUAAUUGAAUAAAGGGAAAAAAAACAAUCAAAACUCUUCCAACCGCUAUGACUGGUCUCCAUGUUUCAGUCAACGUUUCAGUCCUAAUCAGGGAUUUCAGCUGGUUUUCUACCUGUAAAGGUGAUUUAGUUCAGCUGAAAAUGACUUCAGCUGCUGUUUGCUGCUUCCUACAAACAAACUGAGCCAAGCUGAGAGUUUUAGGGUUUAAAUCCUUGAAGACGGACCAAUCAGAACUGCAUGUUUUACUUUUUUUAUUUCAAUUUCACCUUUUGCUGAAAGUUGAAAUGUUGGUUGGUGCUUCACACCUGCUCUCCGUCUCGGCCCUCCGCCUUCGUCCGUCCCGAAUCACAGGCGUGGCAGAUAAAAAUAAGGAAAUAAAUCGUUCAAACAAAAAUAAAAACAGGUCAGAAUAAUAAGUACAUGUGAAAACAAUUUAAAACUUCAGGCAGAUUUUUCAGAGAGAGAUUUUCAGAGUUGACGUCUAAAAAUCUGCAUCUCUAUUACUUUUUAUAUUUCAAUAAAUGUUUGAAAUUAUAACUUCAGUUGUAAUUUGUAAUUUUUCCCCCUCAGAGUUGAACAUCUUCUCUCUGUACAUAUCUUUGUCUGCUGCUGAGUGACCAAAGCAGAAGCAACAUAAAGUUUUUUAAAUAUAUUUUAGUAACUAACCAUGUUGAGACAUGAAACUCCGUCCUCACUUGCACCUCUAAAAUCUAAUUUCUUUGUUUUUGUACAACAAAGUAAAAAAAAAUCCCAAAGCAUGACACUGUCACCACCGUGCUUCAGUGUGAGUGUAGCGUUGCCAUGGUGAUUAGCGCUGCGUUUGGACAGCAGGUUGAAAAGCUUUCUUUCCUCCUUUCUUUCUCCUCUCGGGUUGAAGCUCGUGUUAUGGUCUGUCCCGCCUGCUGGUUGACCUUUGACCUCUCAGGUUAAUGCCCUCCCCUCCAGCCCAGGAGUUUCAUAGCUUUGCCCUUUCACGCCAGGCGUCCAGCUGUUCCAUUUUCUUGUUUUUCUAGACUUACUGUAGCUCUAGGAGACGUUCAGAGAGCUGAUUUAUGACCCGACCCGACCCGACCUGCAUCUCAGCAGAACUUUGUCCCCGACCCGUUUGGAGACUUUAAAAUCAUUUGCAUUUCACUUUUACUGAAUUUAUUUUGGAUUUGUUUGUUAUAAAAACAGCAGGGAGUGAAAACAUGUCAGUAUUUCUCAUCUGUCAUCGAAAUGGAUUGUUUGUAUUUUUAACAGAAAUGUUUGGCAGCCGUGUCUGACGUCAUGAAAACGAGGGAAAUUUUCACUUUUUAUAUUAUGUGUGAAAUGUUAAAAGUUUUGGGAAUUUUUUUGCACUUUGCAGAGAACAAAUCACUUUUAUAACGUUUGUAUUUUCAUGUUUUAACACAUUCCUGGUGUCUGUUGCUUUAAAUAGCUUAAUGAUGUGUUUGUGGUUUUCAAUCAUGUCUUAUUUUGUGCUUUAUGGGAGUUUCGCCUUUUUAUAUGAUCAAUAAAUGGACAUGAUGUGAAASUA